AUGUCCGAUCCAGUAGGCUUCAGCUUCCAAGCCGACGUGGUGAACACGGCUUCUCUGGGACACGUCUUGACCGGGCGACUGCUCAAGGCCCUAAGCGAUGGAGGUGUCGAUACGUAUGCCAUGUGGGCAGCUGUACAGCUGGGAAAGCGUAUACCAGUCCAGGAUCUGCACCAGAGCUCAUUGUAUGCCCACAUCAUGUCGAAGAAGACAUAUCAAUCGGUCCUAUCCAAAGCGCUCAGCAUCGGUUGGGGCCACUCGGCACCUGUGGCAGAUUUGGCUCGAACUGUUGCUGGGACCAAUGCUAUCAUUCUGAUUGGCGCCCUCUCAACGGGAUGCCAAGCCUUUGCGGCCGCCCAGUGUCUAUCUGAGGUGAUGGCAAUCUACGGACUUGAGGCUGAUAUGCUGCCGAGUGUCGAUGUGCUCAAGGGUUUGGUCAACUACUUGGCCCCAUUCACCCAAGACCUCGGCUUCUCGAAGGUUUUCCAGCAUAUAACGAAUCUUGCAGAGCGCGCGAUCAGACUGGAAAAUAGAGCCGUAGUAGGGCAGAAAAGAAGUUCCAGCAGAGACGGAAAUGACAUCUCCGAUUCUCUCAAUCAGUUCAUAGGCAUGGGUAGCGCUGCUUCCCUAGCUGGCGCCAUCAAACAGCUCAUUCACACAUCUCAAAAGAAGCAGAGAGAUUACAUGACGCCCAAGAUGCGCGGGUCAUGGCUCCCAGCUUUUGCGAGCCAUAUACUGGGCAUGGCUGUGGAGGUUCGUUACAAUCAAAAGAUUGUAUGGGCUAGCGGUGGUGAGCAUGGGCACAUUCUCUUUCAACUUGGUGACGAGUCUACAGCCCACGACGCUCUUCAGUUAUUCUCACAAGUCAGCGAAGUGAUUGAAGACGACUACAACGAAGAAGGCGGUGAGCCCUUAUUGAGGGUUGAUUGUCUGAUCGGAGAGGCCCUUGAAAGUCAGAUCUACAAAUGGCCGGAAAUCGACAACGAUGUCGCUAAAUCUAUUCGACAUGCGAUAAGAUUUCUAUCUUUCCACCUAUUUAAAGAACUCAAAACCGGUUUUGACUCGCCCAUGGACAGAACUUCCGCCUAUUCUAUAAAAGUGCCAUUCGAUGGUAUGAGGGCAUUGGAGAAGGUUUUGAAUGUAAUGGGCAUUGAUGUCGACUUGGACGAAGAAGCCCCAGCCUUUCCCCCCAGCCUCAACCUGGAAAACCCCGUCAUCCUACAAAUGACCAAAAACGAGGAGGCUGUCGUGGAGUCCCAAGGCCUUAUCUUCCUUAACCCGAUAAGUAUAGUAGCGGUUGCUAAGAACUGUCGUAUACAUUCGUCAGCCUUCUCCAAUGAGUCAGGCGCUAGCGAAAGGCGAGGGAGAAUCGAUUUGAGGACGGGCAAAACUAAACGCGCCAAGAAACGCAUCCCUCCAUUCCCUUGUGCCUGUAGGGCAGUCGGAAGGCUGAUUUACUCUUUCGCGGCUACAGCCCUAGCGCUCAUGUUUUGCACAUUUGACGCCACGGAACUCAGAGUGCUGGAGGAAGUCAUUGCGGGAGAUAUCAUGACAAGCUGGAUUCAACAACUCGUCGACGGUGGGCACAUGGGCUUCCCAUGUCAAGUCUUUCCGGAAGAAUUCACGACAAGCUGGAACCCAAUACUCGAAGACGAAACGUCCCUCUCUCUAUCACCUUCAUUCAUCGAUGAGAGAGAACCAGGCAGGGAGAGAAACCCAAGACGCUCCGGCAAAUUGGUACCGUCGGACGAAGACAUCUUCAAUCACCUUGGGAAACUUGUUUGUUCUGACUAUGCAAUUAGAUGGCUAAGUCCGACCGAAAACUCCACAGAAACAAAUAUCAUUCUUGGGGUCUCGGGAAGAGCCUUCACCAUCUACUACGCAUGUAUAUUAGGAACUGACUGUUUUGAUGUGUUUGGUAGAACCAUCCACAUUCGGUCCGGUCGGGCAUCGGUGGCCGGAGCGUUUCGCAAUGUCAUUGUAGAACGACUAUAUCCUGACAUGGAAGGCAACGGCUCUGAUCCCACCAACGAGCUUGCAGAGGUUGUCUCCUUAGCGACCGGAACCACACUGGGACCACAUCACAGACCUCCAGAAAGUAGGAUUGCCAUGGAUGUGAUUAUCCAAGAAGAGAUCGUGGAAACCCGACCUCAACUCCUUCAGAGCCUCUUAGCCGCUCUUCCUCCACUCGACAAGUCCCUCGAAGAAUUCCGCGACGUCGCAACUCUCCCAGAUGGCUACAAAAUUGAUCUCCAAAUUGUCCGCCCGCGCGGCGUAGACGAGUCGAACGCGGACCGGCCUCUCAUCCUCCUAUGGCCAGGUGGUGGUUUCAUCGUUGCCGGCGUCGAGCCGACGACCCGCCCCGCGCGGGAAUUUGCGCUCGAGUUCGGCGCUGUAGUGGUCAACGCGACUUACCGUCUCGCGCCGGAACAUAAAUUUCCCAGGUCUGUCAAGGACGGUUGGGAGACUGCUGUAUGGUUAUCGAAGAAUGCUGGUCGAUUCGGCGGGGAUAUCAGCAAGGGCUUUAUUGUCGGCGGGUGGUCUGCUGGUGCGAACAUUGCCUCGGUUGUCAGCCAGAGGUCCGGUGUCGAGGGGCUGGGGAUCACUGGCACGCUUCUGGGUAUUCCGUUCCUGCUUGUCAAGGAGAUUGUGCCAGAGAAAUACGCCAAGGAGUGGGUUUCUCGAGAGACCAACGCCGAAUGGAGCCCGACCUUUACUACCGCUGUCAUCAACGAUGUGUCGAAGGCGUUGCAGGCGGAGAUCAAGUCGCCAUGGUACUCGCCUUUCAACGAUCCUGAGGCCAUUCCUAAAUCACCCAAGGCUUAUAUUCAGGUUGGCGAUCGAGACCCGUUGAGGGAUGAUGGGUUGAUUUAUGCCAAAGUUUUGAAGGAUAAUGGGGUUGAGUCAAGAGUUGAUAACUAUCCUGACUGGGGACACCAAGGCUGGACUAUCUUUGCUCCCGAAGACCAGCCUGCGGAGCUAGGGCCGAAUACGAUGAAGGGAAUGAGGUGGCUGUUGGGGAAGGACUAG
Colletotrichum abscissum is the source of this 3027-nucleotide messenger RNA. RefSeq lists its product as uncharacterized. Gene Ontology annotation, molecular function: hydrolase activity. The transcript has 2 exons. NCBI's taxonomy places the organism in Eukaryota, Fungi, Ascomycota, Sordariomycetes, Glomerellales, Glomerellaceae. The record is from RefSeq and is a predicted model, not a curated record. The coding region runs from base 1 to 3027 and encodes 1008 amino acids.